AUGAGCGAACAAAUCAAUGAAUUCUAUGAACAGGACAAACAUUUAAGAGAGCAACAACAACUGAACGAUUUCCUUGCAAAGGACGAACUUGUAAAAGAGGAACAACAACAGAUUGCUGAUCUGCAAAACAAGUUGACGAUAAUGAUUCAAAGUCAGUUAGAAACAAACCGACGAAACAUAGCAUUGACGAUAAAACAAAGGUAUGAAUACGAGAAGCAAGAUGAACUUCACAGAGAGGAACGACAACGUUUAACCGAGUUGGAAAAUCAAUUAGAAACAAGCAGGCAUGAUUUGGGUAAAAUGAAAAAACGAAUAACUGCAUUUAAAAAAGAAGGUGAGCUAUUAAGAAGAGACAAUCAAGAACGAGUUUCGCAUCUGCAAAGUCGGUUAGAAAUCAUCCAGCAAGAGUUUGCAUUCAUGAGAGAACAGACGAAUGAACUCGAAAUUCAAGAGGAACGUCUGAAAUGGGAACAUCAACGAGCUAUUCAACUGCAGAGUCUGUUAAAUACAAACGAACUCGAAUUGACAGCAAUGAGGGAAGAACUGAUUGAAUUUAAUAAACAGGAAGAAACACUAAGAGAAAAACAGCAGCGAGUUACUGAACUGCAAAGUCAGCUUAAGGAAAACGAGAAUGAAUGGACAGUAAUUAUGGAACAACUAAAUAGAUAUCAGGGACAAGAAGAACAAUUAAAAGAAGAGGAACAGCGAGUUACAGCUGGAGUUACUGAAAUGGAAAGUCAGUUAGAAAUAAGCCAGCAGGAACUGGAGACAAUGAAGGAGAAACUGAAUGGAUUUCUAAUGCAGGAAAAACAAUUAGAACAAGAAAAACAGAGAAGCACUGAACUAAAAAACACGUUAGAAAUAAAGCAACAACAAUUGAAGAGAAUGAGGGAACUACUAAACAAAUUCCAAAGACAAAGCGAACAAUUAAAAAAGGAAAAACAACAAGUUACUGAAAUGCAAAGCCAGUUAAAAACAAAGAGGCACGAAUUAACAGAUCUUGAAGAAAAACUCAGAGAGGAACGACGACGAAUUUUAGCGCUGCAAAAUCAGUUAGAAACAAACCGACAAGAGUUGGCAAGGGACAGAGAACAGCUAAAUGGAUUUAAAGGAAAGGAAAAGUUACUAAGGAAGAAAAAACAGCACGUUUUGGAGCUGCAAAAUCAGUUAGAAACAAACCAAAAAGAGUUAAUAACAAUACGAGAUCAACUGAAUGAAUUUCAUAAACAGGAGGAACUACUCAGAGAGGAACGUAAUCGAAUUAUUGAACUGCAAAAAGAACUUGACGUAAUCGAACUUGAUCGAGCAGUAAUGGAAGAACAACUAAAUGGAUAUCAACAAGAAGGCGAACAAUUAACAGAGGAACAUCAACGAGUUAUUAGACUCCAAGGUCAUUUAAAAGAAAACCAGGAGGAACUGAGAAGAAUGAGAGAACAACUGAAUCGGUUACCAAGACAAACUGAACAGUUGAGAGAGGAACAAAGAAGGGCUUCUGAACUAGAAAAUCAAUUAGAAACAAACCGACAAGAGUUGAUAAAAAAACGAGAUCAACUGAACGAAUUUCUUAAGAAGGAGGAACUACUUAGAGAAGAACAUAAUCGAAUUAUUGAACUGCAAAAAGAACUUGAAGUAAUCGAACUUGAUCGAGCAGUAAUGGAAGAACAACUAAAUGGAUAUCAACAAGACUUUGCUGAACAAUUAACAAAGGAACUUCAUGAAGGGGUUGUUGGACUCGAAGGUCAUUUAGAAGAAAGCCAGGAGGAACUGAGGAGAACGAGAGAACAACUGAAUCGGUUACAAAGACAAUGUGAAGAGUUGAGAGAGGAACAAAGAAGAGCUUCUGAGCUAGAAAAUCAGUUGGAAACAAGCCAACAAGAGUUGAUAACAAUGCGAGAUCAACUGAACGAAUUUCAUGAGCAGGAGGUACUACUAAGAGAGGUACGUAAUCGAAUUAUUGAACUGCAAAAAGAACUUGAAGUAAUCGAACUUGAUCGAGCAGUAAUGGAGGAACAACUAAAUGGAUAUCAACAAGAAGUUGAACAAUUAACAGAGCAACAUCAACUAGUUGUUAGACUCGAAGAUCAUUUAGAAGAAAACCAGGAGGAACUGAGGAGAACGAGAGAACAACUGAAUCGGUUACAAAGACAAUGUGAAGAGUUGAGAGAGGAACAAAGAAGAGCUUCGGAACUAGAAAAUCAGUUAGAAACAAGCCAACAAGAGCUGACGAGAAUAAGAGGACAACUGAAUGAAUUUCAUGAACAGGGCGAAAUACUGAGAGAAGAACAACAACGAGUUCUCGGACUUCAAAAUCAGUUAGAAACAAGCCAACAAGAGGUGACGAGAAUAAGAGAACUACUGAAUGAAUUUCAUGAACAGGGCGAAAUACUGAGAGAAGAACAACAACGAGUUCUCGGACUUCAAAAUCAGUUAGAAACAAGCCAACAAGAGGUGACGAGAAUAAGAGAACUACUGAAUGAAUUUCAUGAACAGGGCGAAAUACUGAGAGAAGAACAACAACGAGUUCUCCGACUUCAAAAUCAGUUAGAAACAAGCCAACAAGAGCUGACGAGAAUAAGAGAACAACUGAAUGAAUUUCACGAACAGGGCGAACUACUGAGAGAAGAACAACGACGAGUUCUUGGACUUCAAAAUCAGUUAGAAACAAGCCAACAAGAGGUGACGAGAAUAAGAGAACUACUGAAUGAAUUUCAUGAACAGGGCGAAAUACUGAGAGAAGAACAACAACGAGUUCUCGGACUUCAAAAUCAGUUAGAAACAAGCCAACAAGAGGUGACGAGAAUAAGAGAACUACUGAAUGAAUUUCAUGAACAGGGCGAAAUACUGAGAGAAGAACAACAACGAGUUCUCGGACUUCAAAAUCAGUUAGAAACAAGCCAACAAGAGCUGACGAGAAUAAGAGAACAACUGAAUGAAUUUCACGAACAGGGCGAACUACUGAGAGAAGAACAACGACGAGUUCUUGGACUUCAAAAUCAGUUAGAAACAAGCCAACAAGAGUGGACGAGAUUGAGAGAACAGUUAAAUGAAUUCCAACGGCAAGGUGAACAACAAGGGGUUAUUGAAUUAACCAAUCAACUGCAAACAAUUCAACAGCAAUUGACGACGGGCAGAGAACAGCUUAACAGACUAAGAAGACAAGACGAAGGACCCAGAGGGAGGCAGCAACGUGCAGUUCCUGAAAUGCUAACUCAGGAUUGUGACUGGAUCAUCUAUCGGCGUGAAAUUGUCACUGAAAACUGUGAAGAGCUUGGACGCGGGGCGUGGGGCGCUGUUUUUCGAGGAAAAUUUCGCGGUUGUGAUGUUGCUGUAAAAGAAUUGCACGCAAAUAUAAUUUCGGAUAACAACAGGCGUUUGUUUGAGCGAGAAAUCGAAAUUGCCUCAAAAUGUCGUCAUCCAUGUUUGUUACAGUUCAUUGGCGCGACUGCAGAUGAUGGAAUCCCACUUCUAAUAACGGAAAUUAUGGACCGCAGCUUAAAAAGUAGGCUAUUUAAUGUUGACGAACCAGCCCUUACUUCCCCGGAAGUUUGUGUUAUUUCAUUGGACGUUUCUCUAGCUCUGAAUUAUCUGCACCAGGAACGCGAACCCCUCAUCCACCAUGACGUCAGUAGUGGAAAUGUGUUAUUAUGGCGACAAGGUGACCAAUGGAGAGCCAAAGUGUCUGAUUAUGGCACUGCUAAUUUUGUACGCCAGAGCACUAUCAAUUACGCAGGAGCUGCGAUCUAUCAAGCACCGGAGUGCCUUAAUGGAAAUAUUAAUCAACCAUUAAGCUGCAAGGUCAGUGAAAGUCUUGAUAACUCACCGCGUAGCAAUGUGACAUAGUCCAUUGCAUUCCUGUGAAUUCUGCGAGAUUUCAAUGUGAAUAUGUCUUGUCUGAGGCCUGGUUCAGACGCCGUACUUCGCACGAGCCAAAUCGGGUUCGAAUUUAGGCCGAGCCAAAUUAAUUUAGGUCGGCUGAAUUGAUUCCGACACCAAUCUUCAUUUAGCUGAAAUAAAUUCCAAAGGGGGAAACCAAAAUAUACUUUAAAAUGUAUGAUAUAAAUGGAUGCAAUUGGUUUGGCUUAUGUGGAGUUCGGGGUUCAAAUUAACGCCAGUUUUAUAGCCUGAGCCGGAAUGCAUUAUAUUGGCCAUAAUUUUCCCUACACACUCCAUUUGAUGUGGCUUCUGAACUGCCAUCCGUCCGUCCAACCAUCCACCCAUUUCUUAGUUCUUUCUUUUUUCUUUUCUGGGGGGUGCGGGGGGUAAAAGGAAUAUUAGAUUACCACUGAAGGGCCAAACGGAGAGUAGUUUAACCCGACUAAGAAAGCAUUUUCGCAUGUGAAAGGAAAAUUUCCACUUUAAGUACAAUCUGUAAAUCUGCUGUGCUGUGACUCACACUGCCAGCAGAUUGAUGCUCCCUCCGAGUUAAUGGGUCCCUGUACUGGACCUAUAAAAAUUGAAAUCUAAGCCAAAUUUUCGGGACACUAUUGCAAACAUCCCACUAAACCUGAUUGAGGCAAAUAAGACAGGUUGUGAAUCCGUAAAAUACCCGAUAAUGGCGAAUAAGUACUAAAAAUGUGGAUCAUUUUGAGGAUAUUAUCAAAACCUUCUGCGAACUUUGGAUGAAGAAAAUGAGUCCAAAUGAUGGACGCAAAUGACUUACUGGAACACUAUUUUCUUUAUAAUUAGGUUGAUGUGUAUAGUUUUGGUGUCCUCCUCUGUGAAAUGUGCAUCAGAGAACAACCAGACCCGAGGAUUCGCGAGGGACAAAUAGAGCGGAUUAUUGACUGUCACCAUAAAGACCUUGCGAGGCGAUGUGUACAGAGAGAGCCUUGGGCGAGGCCAAAUAUGGACACGAUUAUUGAAGAACUGGAGAGACCAGGUGAAAGAACAUCUCGCAUAUGAUAUUUUCUUUCGACUUGUUUUAUAACGUUUUUUUCAUUUCAUAAAAUUUUUUUUAAUUAAAAAAUUGCUUGUUUUUAACCUUAUUCAAAUAUACAAAAGCAAUGACUGUUAGAUGAAUUUGCUCUAUUGUAAUUUCCAAUAAAUAACGUGGGUAGGUAUUGUCAUUGAUCAGCACCGUUUCCAGGAAAUCUCAUAUUAGUUUUGUUUCUAAAAAAAUCUCGAAAACUGUGGGGAUUAUUGCAAAAGCUUGCUUUUAUCUAUCAUCCAAAUCGUUGCUGACCUUAUAUUACUCUCUACUAUAUCCCUACCUAACGUACUGUAAUGUUGCCUCGUCGUCCACCUAUUGCUCUAACCUUAACUGUAUUUACCUUUUGUAAAAUCGCAUGGAGCGGCUUAUAUCCAAAGCUCACUAUCUAGCAAAUGCCACCACAUUAUUUAGCAAACUUAAAGCCCUUGACAUAUAUAACAUUAGUUCUUUUUCUUUUAAGACAUUAUGUAUUCCUAUCACCAUAAUCUUUUGCCUAGUAGCUUUCGUAACCUCUUUUUAAUUAGUAGCCAGCUUCACCAUUCUGAAACUCGACUAGCCUCUCAGUAUAGACCUCAUUUUUGUAGAACUAAUACCCCGGGGGGUACUUGGGUUAAUGUUUGCUGGGUAUGUGCCGCUGGCCCCUUAGAGCCCCUACCCCAUUAUAGUCUAUUUUUUGGCCAAUUAUAGACCCCAUCUUAGUCACUUUUUGGAAAAUGUAAUUUUCGCGAUCCCAACUUAGUCACUUUCUAUUUAUGCAUCCUGACCUUAUCAAUGUGGUUUCAAGCGGCGGAAUGUAAUGCGGUCAGUGCGAGCUUAUAGUUAAAUUUAAUAAACAACAACUUUCUGAUUUUAUAACCGAAAAUCUUCCCAUUUUGAAUCCCUCCUUACCCCCAAAAUCCUAAAAUUUGCGACCCCAUUCUAGUAAAUCUAUUGAAAAUGCGACCCCAUUAUAGUCACUCCAGUCGUGAAAAUGCUACCCCAUCCAGCGGCACAUCCCCAUUAGCCUCUUGUAAGGGAGUAACCCCCCCCCCGGGAACUAAUAUUAUACCGAGCGGUUCAGUAGGACUAACAAUCCUGGAAUUCUUUGCCAGUUACACUAACCAGCUCCUCUUCCAUAUUUUUUUAAAAUAUCUGAAAAAUUAUCCGAUGAUAGCCGUUUUGGCUUUAGGUUUAAGUGCAAUCAAGUAAGCCUAUGUAAUA
Porites lobata is the source of this 6130-nucleotide messenger RNA. NCBI's taxonomy places the organism in Eukaryota, Metazoa, Cnidaria, Anthozoa, Scleractinia, Poritidae. The record is from the annotation of a GenBank genome assembly.